Messenger RNA from Indicator indicator, 2479 nucleotides. RefSeq names its product SH3 domain binding protein 5 (gene SH3BP5). The transcript is spliced from 9 exons. Gene Ontology annotation, biological process: negative regulation of protein tyrosine kinase activity; intracellular signal transduction. Gene Ontology annotation, molecular function: protein kinase inhibitor activity. Bases 1 to 1275 code for a protein of 424 amino acids. Gene Ontology annotation, cellular component: cytoplasm. The record is from RefSeq and is a predicted model, not a curated record. Lineage: Eukaryota; Metazoa; Chordata; Aves; Piciformes; Indicatoridae.
AUGGAGCCGAGCGCCAGGCGCGGGCGCGCCGCCGAGGAGGGCCCGCGGCCCGAGGAGGAGGAGGUGGACCCCCGCAUCCAGGGAGAGCUGGAGAAAUUAAAUCAAUCUACCGAUGCUAUCAAUCGGAGAGAGACGGAGCUGGAGGAUGCACGCCAGAAGUUCCGCUCCGUGCUGGUUGAAGCCACAGUAAAAUUGGAUGAACUGGUAAAGAAGAUUGGAAAAGCUGUGGAAGACUCUAAACCUUACUGGGAAGCACGGAGGGUGGCCAGGCAGGCCCAGCUGGAGGCUCAGAGGGCGACUCAGGAUUUCCAGAGGGCCACUGAAGUGCUGCGUGCUGCAAAAGAGACCAUUUCCCUCGCUGAGCAGCGGCUGCUGGAAGAUGACAAACGCCAGUUUGACUCUGCCUGGCAGGAGAUGCUCAACCACGCUACUCAGAGGGUCAUGGAGGCAGAACAGACCAAGACGAGAAGUGAGCUGGUUCACAAGGAGACAGCAGCCAAAUACAAUGCUGCCAUGGGCAGGAUGAAACAGCUGGAGAAGAAGCUGAAAAGAGCCAUCAAUAAAUCCAAACCUUAUUUUGAACUCAAGGCGAAGUACUAUGUCCAGCUAGAGCAACUGAAGAAAACAGUGGAUGACCUGCAGGCAAAGCUGGCCCUGGCCAAGGGAGAGUACAAGACUGCCUUGAAAAACCUGGAGAUGAUCUCAGAUGAGAUCCACGAGAGGAGACGCUCUGCCGCCAUGGGGCCCCGGGGCUGUGGUGUGGGUGCUGAAGGCAGCAACACCUCUGUGGAAGACCUGGCAGUGAGCAAACCAGAGUCAGACACCAUCUCCAUGGCUUCGGAGGUGUUUGAGGAUGACAACGGCAGCAGCCUCGUAUCCGAAGAAGACUCAGAGACUCAGUCGGUGUCCAGCUUCAGCUCUGGCCCCACGAGCCCCUGCGAGGUGCCCGCUCAGUUCCCUCCUGUCACACGACCCGGCAGCCUGGAGCUGCCCAGCCCCGUGUCCCUCUCCGAGUUCGGGGCCAUCUUCCCGGUGCUGGGCCCCCGUAGCGAGUGCAGCGGCGCCUCCUCCCCCGAGUGCGAGGCUGAGCGAGGGGACAGGGCAGAAGGGGCUGAGAACAAGACGAGUGACAGAGUGACCAAGAGCAGGAGCGGCGUGCGGAGCGGCUCUGCGGAAGGGCUGGCUCUGGAGAACAGAAUGAAGCAGCUCUCCCUGCAGUGCAUGAAGAUCAAAGAGGGGAUCUGUGCCGGCAGGAAGGCUGCCCAGAUUGGCUGAGGCCUCCUUCUGCCCUGUCCUCUGUCCUGAUGACUGGCAGUAUAAAUAUUUCUAGAGGACCUUCUGAGUGUUUGAAGAACCCUGUGCCAAUACCAGAUGCCAAACCUUAAGCCUUUCCUCUCAGAAUGUGAAGCUGCACUUAAGAUGUCUGAUCGCUGUGGGGGGCUGAAGGCGUUAUUCAGUGACUCCUUUGUAGGCUGGAUGAGUUCCCCAGUGUUGAAGCUGUGCUGAUAGUUCACAGACUUUGUAAAUUGUUUUGUAGCAGCCUGGCUGAAGCAAUAACCAGUAAAGUUCCUGUGUCAGUUCAUGCCUGGAGCGGGGGCUGAAAUUCAAGCCAGACGUUUGGCUUCAGGUUUGUAGGAUGGAAGGGUCUGUAGAUAGCCGUGGAGUUCUGGAGUGUAGGUGGCAUAGUCUUUGAACACCUAUGUUUGUCUGUGUUACACUGAACUAGGAAAGCUGUUGCAUGCAUGGGGUCUAACAGCCUUCACUCCUCCCUGGUGGUGAAGAGGAGUCACACCUGUAAAAACUGGUGUGGAGAGAUGGACAGGAUGGGAAUGCUCAAGGUGCUGAGCCCCCUUCCAGCUGCCUGCCCGAGUCUGGCUGGGACACCAAGAGUGAUUCCAGUGACUCAAAAAAAGAGUUGAUUGGCCUCUUGCCCUGCCCUGGGAAGUGUUCUUCUCUAGCACUUUGCUUUUGCUCGCCGCCAGGAGUCAUUGAUGUGUUCAGGACAGCUCUGCUCAGGGCUUUGCCCUGCCAUCUGCAUGAAGAAAAGGGAUUGCCAGUGUAGCUGACUGUGUUCUUGAGCUUCUCUGUAGGUUGUGCUGUGUGGGGGCUGUGAGAGGGGCUGGGGAUUUUCUGUGCCCUGCAGGGAGUGUUCCAGAAAAACUAGAGAGGGCUCAGGCGUGUUUUGCCAGCAGCUGUUAGGCAGUAGUAGUGUCUGAUAAUUAUGCUAGUAAGUGGUAGUAAAAAUCCUAGGACUCGUUGGGUUUUGGUGGCUCAGCGUUUCUGAGAUCCCCUUUUAUCUGAGCUGUCAGUUUAUAUUGCUCAUUGGAUGGGAUUUUAGUAUUGCCCCCCAGGUCUUUUCUAUUCUCUGUUUUUGCAGUCCUGUUGUAUUCCAUCCCUGCCACAGCUCGUGUAUCUCCUCUCAAGUUAAUGUAAACCUCUUCACACUACAGUAAACACUUUUGUUUUCCACCUUUCACGU